GUGGGAAAAAUGGCAUUCUAUCUGGAACACGUGUUAACUGGCGAUCGGUAUGACUUGACCGAGGGCAUCCAAGUUCUGGGGCGCCACUCCUCUUGCACCUGUGUAUUAAAGUACGACUACAUGUCGCGAUUCCACGCUCUUGUUCGCGUUAAUGGUGGCGACAUUUUCAUCAAGGAGCUGGGAAACAAUAAUGGCGUAUAUCUUAACUAUUGGCCAAUGCGAAUCGGCACGGGUUGGCACGAAAUAGUGGCGGGCGACAUCCUGUACUUUGGGGUACAAUUAGGCAUCGAGCACGAUGGGGAGAUCCCGAAUACGUUCGGAAUAUUCACCGUUAAAUCAUAA
This is a messenger RNA of Drosophila mauritiana, 342 nucleotides long. RefSeq lists its product as uncharacterized. Lineage: Eukaryota; Metazoa; Arthropoda; Insecta; Diptera; Drosophilidae. Bases 10 to 342 code for a protein of 110 amino acids. The transcript is spliced from 2 exons. Gene Ontology annotation, molecular function: protein binding. The record is from RefSeq and is a predicted model, not a curated record.